This is a messenger RNA of Liolophura sinensis, 659 nucleotides long. RefSeq lists its product as uncharacterized. The transcript is spliced from 3 exons. The coding region runs from base 1 to 597 and encodes 198 amino acids. The record is from RefSeq and is a predicted model, not a curated record. NCBI's taxonomy places the organism in Eukaryota, Metazoa, Mollusca, Polyplacophora, Chitonida, Chitonidae.
AUGAAGCUCACACCUCUACUGUUCCUCGCCGCUGUUUUGAUGUGCGUCCACGUCAACGAAGGCCGACUGAUCCUGAAGGUGUCCAACAUACUCCGGCCGUCAAGUGGAGGCACAAGUUGGGCAGAAAAGCUACAGAAAUGGAUGGAUGCACGACGUCAGUUCGCCAGUGUGAAUAACGCCUUGGCAGAGACCACGGGAGAUGAGGAUGCCAAAGAUCCCGCUGAAGAGGAGGACGAACUGCCGAAAAAUGUCGAUGUCGAAGAUGACGUCGACGAAGACUCAGCUGACGACAAGGAAACUCGACGCCGAAAGUGGUUAGUCUACGUUCGUCUACGAGGAGGCCACACUUGUUCUUCGGGUCUGCUGUCUGCGCUACUUAAAAAAGUCAAGACACACUCUCAGCAGAUGUGGGUAGCAAUGAAGCAGAAUCAAAAUCCUGAAAGGGAAAAUACAGAAGUCAAAUUACCAAUUGGUGAAGCGCCUCCGGAAAAUACAGGUGGCAAAGAACAAAUUGGUGAAGCACCUCUCAGAGCUCCACUGGAAGCUCCUGUCGCUGAACCAGCCUCAGUUAUGACCACCGAGGGACAAAUUAUGUAGUGCCGAGAAGCCCGAGAAGCCCGAGAAUCACGUGACACAAACCACGAGAGUGCAUGGAGCCA